Molecule: messenger RNA, 2535 nt
Organism: Cinara cedri
Lineage: Eukaryota; Metazoa; Arthropoda; Insecta; Hemiptera; Aphididae
Source: the annotation of a GenBank genome assembly
UAUCCCAGUAUCGUAAAAACAAUAUUGGAUACAGGAAUAUGCGAGUUAUAUAGAUUCUUUUUACAAUAGAUACACAUUUUAUCACAUCCCACAACAUAAGUGUACAAUGAAUUUUAAUGCAUUAAAAUUGUUGUUUUAUACGUUAAUAGUGCAUACUAUUAAUCCAGAUAUUCCAAAAAAUAUUACAGCAAUUCUCGGAUGGCCUUCGAAUACAAGUAAGUUUAAUAAAACAGUAUACGGUUUUCAAAGAGAAUAUAAUCUCAAAAAAGUCACAGAAAAUAUAACUCAGGAUCAAGGCGAUGACUUCGGACGUGUACCUAAUGAAUUUAUCGCUUUUCAAAUAGAUUUACUACUAAUAUUACAGCAGAUGGCCUACGUGUUCAAUAAAAGAAACCAAAGUGGACUCACGUACAAUGAAUAUUUUGUAACUGUUUGUUCAUUGCUCCCGAGAUGUUUAGACUAUAUAAAUAUUAAUGUCUUUCAAAAUUCAAUAACUGUAAUGUUAAACAAAAUGCAUAUAGUUCUUUGUCAAAUAUUGCCUACGUAUUAUUUAAAAAUUAUCAAUUCGUCACGGAAGGAUACAGAGAAAGAAGUUAUUUUUAAGGAAAUUGAGAGAAAUUUGAUAUAUAUAAUAUCAAUGUUAGAGAAUAAAACCAAAAUUAGUAACAACUUGUUUGAGCUUCAAAACUACCAGAAGGACAGUAAGAAUUUUCUUUUCGCAGUUUACAAUAUCAUUGGUAAAAUCGAUAUGAUAUCAUGUAUGAGAAAAAAACUCGAAAGCCUAAAUUAUUAUUAUACCGUUCAAAAAACGCUUAACGAAAAGAAAUUACAAAAGGUCGAUAACAGAAACAAUAAAAAUAUACAAUUUUUAGAAAACGAAAAAGUUUUUUUGGAUGUGAACAUGAAUUAUAGGGAUAGACUUAAAAAAAAAUGUGGUCUAUCAAAUUAUGAAAUUCGAACAGAUGAUUUGUCUAAGUUUGAUGCAAUGCAUGACUUAUUUGUUUAUACAAUAAAUAGACUCCAACAAUUCUUUUCAAAUACCAUAUUAAGCACUCAAAAAAAAAAUUCACGAAUAACUGAAAAAGACCUAGUAGAUACCGGCAAAAUAACAAAAAUGAUACUCGAAUCAUGUCAAAGUAUAUCUUACAUUCUUGUUUUCUUUAAAGCAAAUAAGUUUAAAGAUGACUUGAAAAUAUUCAACGUGUAUUUUAUGUUCUGCUUCGACUUUACGGAAUACGCCAAUACGCGUUGCAUCAGUGCAUUUCACGGUACCCCACAUGCUAAGCAUUUCAAGGAAGAGAGAGUGAAUUGUUUAUGGGAGUCGGUGAAAAACCUUUGGACGUAUAAUAUAUUCGUUACAACCACUNUCUAUGAUAGCAUCAAACUAUAUGACAAAGAAAUUGGCGUAUGGACCACAUAUAGGUGGUUGAGCGGUAAAUAUUUUCUUACCGAAAAUUUUGAAAACGUAAAUAUGAAUGAGUUAAAAUUGAAAAAUAUAAAUAUUAAAAACGUUACUAUAAGUUUAUCAGUUGCGUAUCAUGCUAUAUUACCGUGGCAUUUGAACACGUUUCCAGUAGGCCUUCUCCAUAAUAUGAUAUUACAGCAUCUAGACAGAACGAUGAAUAUGUACGUUUACCGAUACGCGCUGAUUAUAGAUUUGUAUUUGAAGCGCACAAGUAGCAGAGUCAAUUCUCACAUUUUACAAAGCAUACGAGAUAGUGUUCGGUGGUAUACGGACGGGACAGAAUUGUUUUACAAAUAUCUUGAUUUACCUUUGUUCACUGAUAAAGACCCACAGAGUGAAUCCUUACCAUCUUUUGAAAUAAAAACUAUCAUUUCUAGAAUAAAACAUCUAGAUGAUAACGGUAAAAUAAGUAUCAACGACGUCAUUCCUAAAGACGUACAAGCCGAUUUAUUGAAGUGGUCCGAAACCGAACUUCCAGACAACGAAGACGAAAACCAUCGAUUCAACACAGCUAUAAAUACGAAUUGCAUGGACGCUAUGGACUACAUGAGUACAUUCAUUUCGAUCGCAGUGAAGUCUUUGGACAUCAAAUCUGAAUUCUAUCCUCCUUCUAUUACGUACACUAAAUAUUGUCCGGAAGAUAUAUUUAAUGUUAAACCUGUCGAACAACCUAAAAGGGUAUUUAAACUUAGUACUUAUUUUAUUUUUUAGAAUUUAUACUUAUCUUUAGUUACGAGCUUAAAUCUUUAUUCACUGCGUAUUUUCAUAUAAAUUAUUAACAUUUUGAAUGUCUUGUAUACCUGAUUAUUGUUUGCAUCUAUAUCUUCCACAAAUGUAAUGUUAUAUCUUGAUAAAUCUAAUGAACGACGAAAAAUGUAUGUAAAUGUAUGUAUUUUUUUUAAUUUACCAAUGUCAGGAUAUCACAUAACGAAAAUUUGGAAAGGACUACAAAAGACUAACGUCGUUUUUUUUUAUUAUUAUUUAGUUAUGUAGUAGUGAGACGUAAACGGUUUAUACUUUAAUUGAUAUGUAUUUACUUUUUAGGUUAGGUUUUUUUAUUUCAUCCAAAU